Molecule: messenger RNA, 1022 nt
Organism: Rhinolophus ferrumequinum (greater horseshoe bat)
Lineage: Eukaryota; Metazoa; Chordata; Mammalia; Chiroptera; Rhinolophidae
Gene: UFSP1
Product: UFM1 specific peptidase 1 (inactive)
Exons: 3
Coding region: 1-909 (302 amino acids)
Source: RefSeq, a predicted model, not a curated record
AUGCCUAACCACGGGGCUGAGGGAAUGGAAGGAAGGGAGGUGCGGGCUUGGCGGAGGGGCCCGCGGCGGUGCAUUGUGGGAACCCCGCGGGUCGGCGGAGCCUCCACAGUGCCCUCCUUCAGCUGCUGCCUGGUUCCCAGCAAGAAAGUCGCCAGGUCCUCGCUGGAGCCUGAGUUCUCCCUGGAGUUUGCUCUGCGCCGCCAGGACGCAGCAUCUGCCUGGCCUCGGCAACCUCCGCUCCAGCCGACCGCCCUGGAUCUACUGAAGGACGUCCACAUGGGCCUUGCCCCACCCGGACGUGGCCCCGUUCGCCUGGCUGUCCUCUCGGGUCACUACCUCUACUAUCACUACGGUUGCGACGGCCUGGACGACCGAGGCUGGGGCUGCGGAUACCGCACUCUACAGACUCUGUGCUCCUGGCCAGAGGGCAGGCCCGCGGGCGUGCCCGGGCUUGUCGCCGUGCAGACUGCACUGGAGGACAUGGGCGACAAACCUCCUGGGUUCCGGGGCUCCCGGAGCUGGAUCGGCUGUGUAGAGGCCAGCCUCUGCCUCGACUACUUCGGAGGGCCCAAGGGGCGCCUAUGCCAUGUGCCCCGUGGAGCAGGGCUUCAGGGGGAACUGGAGAGGCUUUACUCCCACUUCGCAGGGGGCGGGGGUCCUGUAAUGGUUGGGGGUGAUGCAGAUGCCCAGUCCAAGGCCUUGCUGGGGGUCUGCCUGGGGCCAGGCACCGAAGCCUACGUCCUGGUAUUAGACCCUCACUGCUGGGGUCCUCCGAAAAACUCCAGUGAACUACAGGCUGCUGGGUGGGUGGGCUGGCGAGAGGUAAGCACAGCCUUUGACCCCAACUCCUUCUACAACCUGUGUUUGACCAGCCAUAACUCGGAAAAGCAGCGGCAAGCCCUGAACUGAGGCAAAGAUCCCAGAACUAAAACUGUCAGCUGUCCCGCCCCACCUCACCCCACCCGCACAGACACCUACCCAUUCUCAAAAGCAGAGGCUUAGAAGCCUGGGGCCAUUGGCGU